AUGGAUUCGCUAGCUGGAAAGUCUUUGGAAACUCUAGCUCGCCUUGGGGGUCACAGCUUCUUGGCCUAUCCCGGAGACUUUGCACCGACGGCGCUUAAAUUACCCGUCUGCUUUGUGGCGACGGCGACCUAUCUGAGAUGUCGUGGUCCACUUGUCCGAGACUUGUUCUUCGAUCCGGGUGAUUUGGGCGCGGCUGCACAGAUAUAUGGUUAUUUCGCCAGCCAGGUGCUAUCCUCUGAAAGGGAGCAGGACAAGAUUCAGAUUACGAUGGGCAGCGGCGAGAUGCCGUCCGAAUUGAUGAACAUCCUGAGUUCAAUCCAGUCGCAGCGACAUUCGAGUCAUAUCCUCAGCGUCGGGUGGGUGUUCAAGUGCCUGCUUGCUGGGCUUCCUGGCGGCAUUUUGGGAUCCACACAGCUGUACAGCACCCUGUUGGAUAUUUACGUCAAGACUCCUUCCUUGGAGGACAAGCUCAACAGCCCUAACCAAAAGCUCGAGCGGACGCGUAGCUGUCUCGGAGGGCUAACUCAAGCAAGGUACACAAGGAUCAAAGCGAUUGGCCUCGCCAUUCUAGCCUUGGCGGGCCCCAUGCAACUGGAGCUGAUGUGCGCUGUUUUUGGGUUAUGUGCCUUUUACGUGCAUGAAACUAGACGAAUUGUGGAGUAUGAGCGGCAUGGGUACAAGACUGGUGUUGGAAAACUUGAAUUCGUAACGCGUUCGCAGAUAUUGGAAGGGCUCGGUCAGGUCUUUGGGCCGCUGCUGACGUAUCAAGGGCCGGAAGAAGGUGCUUGUGAUCUGGAGACCCUGCGCAUACUUGAGAUGAAUCGCAGGUAUGUGGCGAUGAUGCUGAUUGCGAACUGGCGAGCGGUGAGUCGCCAAUUGCGGGUUUGGGAAGACCAGGUGCAUGUACCCCACCGACUGACAAUAUCUUGGUCAUCUGAGGGUUCGGAAUAG
This is a messenger RNA of Aspergillus fumigatus Af293, 951 nucleotides long. RefSeq lists its product as uncharacterized. The transcript has 2 exons. The record is from RefSeq and is a predicted model, not a curated record. Bases 1 to 951 code for a protein of 316 amino acids. Lineage: Eukaryota; Fungi; Ascomycota; Eurotiomycetes; Eurotiales; Aspergillaceae.